AUGGACUUCACCUAUCUUCUAUUUGGCGUGUCUUCGCGUGAUUUUCCACAAAGUUCAGACACAUCUCAGCACUUACUGGUACAUUUACAAUGGCUAAAGUCGUGGUUCUCGAUUGAAGUGGUGUUCAUUAAAAGAGGAAAUUGCUGGGGAAGAAAUCUGAUUAAAAAUUCCAUGAAAUAUAAAUUGAAACAUGUCUUAAUUAUGGAAGAAAGUCCAUUUUCAAGUUGGCGAUAUUACAAGAGCGUAGUCGUUAAUAUUCAUAGAGCACAUGAGUUUUACACAAAACAUGAAAAUGUAAAGUUCAGUUAA
Messenger RNA from Loa loa (African eye worm), 309 nucleotides. RefSeq lists its product as hypothetical. The record is from RefSeq and is a predicted model, not a curated record. NCBI's taxonomy places the organism in Eukaryota, Metazoa, Nematoda, Chromadorea, Rhabditida, Onchocercidae. Bases 1 to 309 code for a protein of 102 amino acids. The transcript has 3 exons.